AUGUCAGAUGAUCCAACGCCAAGACAGAUCAAAUGGAUAAAUCGUCAGCGAGUGCUGGUUUUUGCUGCUCGUGGAAUAAACCAUCGCCACAGACAUUUAAUGGAGGAUUUAAAGAAGUUAAUGCCCCAUCAUAAAAGAAGAAAGAUGCGUGAUUUAUAUCUUUGGAUGUCAAAUGUCCCCAAUGGACCAUGUGCAAAAUUUUUAGUAGAAAAUGUUUAUACUAUGGGUGAACUUAAAAUGACAGGAAAUUGUUUGAGAGGUUCUAGACCCCUUUUGUCUUUUGAUCCUCAGUUUACAAAAGAUGCUCAUUACUGUCUAUUAAAAGAACUGUUUAUUCAGAUAUUUGGAGUACCUAAAAACCAUCCAAAAAGUCAGCCAUUCUUUGACCAUGUUUACACAUUUAUGAUUCUUGAUAAUAGAAUUUGGUUUAGGAAUUACCAAAUACUUUCUGAAGAUGGAGCUUUGGCUGAAAUAGGACCUCGAUUUGUAUUAAAUCCAGUUAAAAUAUUUUCUGGAUCAUUUGGAGGAGCCACAUUAUGGGAAAAUCCAAAAUAUAUCAGUCCAGCCAAACUAAGACAAGCUUUUUCAAAGAAAGCUGGUAAUAAAUAUGAAAGGAGAAUAGAGAAAAAAGUAAUGAACGAAGCUACUAGACCAGAAACUGGAUAUCCAGAUAUUGAAGGAGCAGAUUUCUUUAAAGGUGAUCCCCUUGAAAAGGCUCAAGAUGUUGUAAAAGAAGAAGAAAAUAAUUCUGAUACUGAUGAUGAUACAAGUGAAAAUGAGGUUCCAAUAGUUGCAAAACCGAAGCAUAAAUUUAGUAUGAUGCUUACUAAAAAGAAACCAGAAAAGGUUAUACGACGUAAACAGUUGAAAGCAAAAAGCAAGGCUAUAUCGGAUCAAAUCAAGAAACGAAAACAAUUCAAGAAAAAGACAAUGAAA
This is a messenger RNA of Iphiclides podalirius (scarce swallowtail), 936 nucleotides long. Lineage: Eukaryota; Metazoa; Arthropoda; Insecta; Lepidoptera; Papilionidae. The record is from the annotation of a GenBank genome assembly.